Messenger RNA from Pelagomonas calceolata, 633 nucleotides. The record is from the annotation of a GenBank genome assembly. NCBI's taxonomy places the organism in Eukaryota, Pelagophyceae, Pelagomonadales, Pelagomonadaceae.
UUUUUUCGCCGCUGUCUGGUGGCCUAUUUGGAACUCGUUGGGGCUGCGCAGACGCAACUAGGCGUCGCAGAAAUAGUAACAACAAGCUACACCAGCCGUCCCGCGAGGCUUAGGCUGCGUGGGGCAGCGUCAACCAUGGCUGCCGCAACAGAGACGACGAGGCAUGUGUCCUUCGCGCCGGCGACGCCCGUCAAGGACGAGCCGGGCUUCCCCAUUCUCGAGAGGAGGUUCUCCGAGAUCGGCCAGUACAUCUCGGACGCGUCGAACGUGUUGAUUGCGGCGCCGCGGCCACAGACCGAGCGGCCCGAGCUCGGCAAGGCGCAGGACUCCAUCAUUCUCGCGAAGAAGAAGCUGGGGGGCAAGUCCAAGACGCCGCCGCGGGACCGGGGACUGCAUUUGGUGGAUGUGCACAUGUCGCCGGGCCGAGACCUGACGGCCGAGGACUUCGACGAGAUCGGAGACAGCGAGGACGAGUUCCUCGCCUGCACGGGCUGCGCCGGCUGGCCCGACGCGCCGUCCUUCGAGUGGCCCGACGCGCCGUCGGUCGGGCUGCCGAGCGCGCCGUCGUGGGCGCGCGACUCGAGCUGGUGGAAGCUCGACGUGGCCGCGGACGAGGUCGCGGACGCCCAGUAG